Malurus melanocephalus (red-backed fairy wren) is the source of this 1866-nucleotide messenger RNA. RefSeq names its product transmembrane protein 130 (gene TMEM130). The coding region runs from base 71 to 1339 and encodes 422 amino acids. Lineage: Eukaryota; Metazoa; Chordata; Aves; Passeriformes; Maluridae. The record is from RefSeq and is a predicted model, not a curated record. The transcript is spliced from 8 exons.
GCCCGGAGAGCACACACCGCUCCCUCUGCGGCUGCCACAGCCGCUCACAGCCGGCCCCCGCCGCCCCAGCAUGCUGCCGAUGCUCUACGCGCUGCUGCCGCUGCUGCAGCUCGGCCGCGCUACCGCCGCAGAGUCAUAUCGUCUGGAAAUAACCAACAAUGGUCCCAUCACAACAGGAGCUCAAGCUACGGUUCAGGCCAGUCUACAUAUGGAGAACAAAAAUGUCACAUCAAACUUGUAUUACUUUAACUGGAUUUAUGCUCCUCUGAUUCUCAUAGAGAAAUCUGAGCAGCGGUUUAAUUCUGUAAUUAAUGUGACUGGAGAAUUUCCUGGGACUUUUCCUGUGUCAGUCUGGGUGACUCACAGAAACUGYUGGCUCUGUCGGCCGGUUGCGAGAAACACCACCGUGCUUCAGAUUACAGAAUUUAUCACAGGGAACCUCACCAUUGCCCAGAUAGAAGACAGCAGAGUUUCCACACAAGGUUCUAGCUCCUCCACAGGCACCAYGACCCGGAUUUCUUUCUCUCUUCAUGACCCAAGUCAUUACUUCAAGUCAGCAUCGUUUGUCUACAAUUGGGAUUUUGGAGAUGGGGUUUACCAGAUGACCAAGGAGCCCUUUGUCUACUGCAACUGCUCSUCCCUGGGGAAUCGCACAGUGCAUCUGAAGGCUGUAGCUGAAUGGGAGCACACUGGAGGCAUCCUACACGAAAGGGAAACCAYGCAGAAAACCGGGGAUUUCAGCACAGCUCUGGAGCUCCUGGAUGCUGUUAAAAGUAUUGAUGUUGUGGGCUCCAGAGAGACUCACGUGAUGGAAAACUUGAAUUUAUCUCUUCAUAUCAAUGGCACCCCACCGCUGGCACUAUGCUGGCUCAUAAAAGCGGAAUGCGUUCCACUGGAAGGUGACAAAUGCCAUCUGGUGGAGAUCAGCGGCUCCUGCUACAACCUCAGCCACACGUUCCGGGACGCGGGGCAGUACUGCCUGAGCGUGCGGGUGGACAAGGGAGUGACCAUGCUGCAAACGUACCAUGGCAUCAAAGUGCGGCCGGCAGGAAUCCACCCAGCUUUCUUUGUCCUGCUCUGCACUGCUCUKGUUUCAGUGAUGCUGAUACUGGUGCUGUACACGACUUUUCGAAGUAACACGCAACAAAAAGAUCUCGUGGAGGUWGCUGACUUUGACUUUUCUCCACUGGCUGACAGACACCGGUCGAACCAUUCCAAGCCAGGCUGUGGCCCAGCAUGUUGCAGAUUAUGUUUUCUUCAGCCAUCAAAAGAAGCUGCCUGGGAGAGUCAUGAACUGCUACAUUCACUCUACAAGCCAGUCAAAAUGUACACGCUGUGAAGAGCACAACUGCACUUUGGUGGUACUAACUGUCCAACUUUCUCACUUAGGAAAAGUUAAAAGCCCAGUGCUGCAUGAAUGCUUUGGUUUUGCCAAUGCAGUGACCUUCACUACCUUAAGUCCAGCACUUGAGUGCUUCAUUCUCUGAAAAAAAAAAACCAAGAAAGGGUAAAAGUAGCUUUGUAUUUUUAACUCACAYGGGUGUGUACAUUUACAGCUGUAAAUGCAGCAUUUUAUUCUUACGAAAGUUCAUUUUAUGUGCAGGUUUGCCACGUUCACUACCUCCUGUAAUUUCUCUGCUCCUUCUGCUGUCUGUUUCAAAGAAGGCAAUGCCUAAGACAAACAUACCUCCUUUCCUGUGUACACCAAUAGUACUGGAAAUGGAAGACACCAAAAAUGCUGUUGAAUGUGUGUUUCUUCUCUCAAGGAACUGAUGUAUCCAGGUUGAAAACGGCCAAGAUGCUUGCAAUGAAUCAGACUACCUAAUUAUGUUGUUCUUUUCCCUAUCCUAAAAGAUGCGUUUUUAA